AUGGACCCUGGAUCUCCUGGACCUGUGUGGACACUAAAAACGAUUCCACCACAGCUUUCUCUGCAACCGAAAUCUGUUUCCGACGAAUGCCUGUUGGCCAACAAAGACAGUUUUGCUUUUCUUGGUCAGGUGGAUAUCACGAACGCCAACAGCGCUACGUCAUACGUAGACUUUGAGGUCAAGUACGCAGGAGCCAGGGCCUUUAGAACUGACUGUCGAGUGGACAUGAAACGUGGCGCAUGCGCCGACCAGCAAACCUCGCUCUGUUACUGCCAAUCCUUCCAGGACAACGUCUACACCUUUGUCUACAACGGAACGGCGACCACGCCCUUUUCUAGGGCUGAUGUACGCCUCACAUGGAGGGACAACUCACCUACACCUUUUUUCACCUCCAGUAAACAGUUGCCCCUUAUCCGAGACAAAUGCCAGAUUCUGGAACUGACUUACCUGUCGCAGGCAACCAACCAGCAAUGCCUGAUCACAGGGGCUGACUCCCUGCUAUACAGGGGGACCCUCGACGCCACUGACUACACCGUAGACGCCACGUCGCAGACGCUUCAGUUCAAAAUGAAGUACUACGACUCGGAUGUCUAUCAAACACUGUGUCAGGUCAAUGUCCUCUCAGACGGAUGCCCCGCCCCCUCCACCCAACCCUGCUACUGUGAGAGCCUUGUGGACAACGUCUACACCGUCGUCUACCAGCAGCAGGCCACGCCCACCGGCUCCAAGGCCCAGGUCCGUCUCGCCUGGACCGACUCCCUCGGGAGGAACAAAGUCAGUGACGUCAUUGUCAAUCCUCCCAUAAAAGAUAUCAGCUGUGACGUCAUCAACAUGUACAUCGUGACAGUGGCCGAGGAGGUCAUUACAAUCGACGGCACCGUUGACGUCACUGGGCGGGCCACCAACCUCUGGCCGCGGAUAAUCAAUUUUGAACUCAAACAAGAAAAUUCAAGCAUAUUUGAGACUUUCUGCACCGUGGACAUCGGACAAGAUGGCUGCCAGACAACAAGCCCCGCCCAGUGUUUCUGCGAGAAAUUCCAGGCAGACGUCUACACCGUCAGGUACCAGAGCGCCGCUUCUGCCAAGUUUUCAAACGGUCAAGUUCGUCUGGCGUGGAGUGAUACAUCCUACAACAGCGUCUACAGCGCCUCGCAGACUUUCUCUGAUGUUAAAGAGAUUAUCGCUCCUGCUAUGACUAUAACCCCCAACUUUGACACCAGUGAGUGUAUCGUGGCUGGCAGAGAUGUGUUCACCUACACAGGCAGCAUGGACGUCAAGAACACCAACACACCUUCACAGACUGUCAUCUUUAAAGUCAAAUCCGCCGGCUCGGAUUAUUUUUCACCCGUAUGCAGCAUAGACAUGACCUCCAUCACCUGCAACGAUCAACCAAACGUCAUGUGCCACUGCCAGUCCUAUGUGAACAACGUCUACAGCUUCGUGUUUACGGGUGUUGUUUCACUAGCAUACAACGAGGGCGAGGUCCGUCUAGCUUGGCAGGGCGUGUCAUCAGCGUUUCAUUACAGCCCAAGUUCACAGUUUCCUGAAAUCAAAGAACUGAAGUGCCAUGACCUGAGCCUGAAAUACCAGGACCCACCAGAUGACGGAUGUAUCGUCGCAGACAUGAAUUUCUUCACUUUGGUCGGCACUCUGGACAUCAGCGGUUCCAGCAUUGACGUCACCACCCAGACGGUCAACUUCCAGUUUAAACUGGCCGGUGCUGAAGACUUCCAGACGAUGUGCAGUGUGGAACUGAUAACUGACCAGUGUCCACCUGACACGGACAGAGCCUGCUACUGCUCUGGCUUCGACAAGAACGUCUACAGCAUGGUGUACACUGGUAUGACAACGGUCGACUUGUCCAAGGCAGAAGUGCGCCUGAGGUGGCAGAACCACACGGACACCAAGUACAGCUCUAACGUCACAUUCCCCGUGGUUAAAGUUGGCCAUUGUAAUACCCUAGAGAUCAUCAACCUCUACAUGUAUAUUAAUAACCAGUUCUUCAUCGAUGCUACCGUAGACGCGACAAACAAGGACGAAAUCACGUGGCCUAGGGUGAUAGAUUUUGAGAUACGAGCAUCGGGAUCCGACCACUUUACUAAGAGGUGCACGGUGAAUAUAACAAAUAGCGGAUGUUACCCGGCAUUUGACUAUGUGAUAGCAGCGUGCUACUGCGAAUCUUUUUUCGACGAUGUUUAUCUUUUGCACUACGACGAUUACCCACUGCCCACCGACUCAGGGGCGCCGGUUCGUUUAGUCUGGAGGAACAGCUCGUCCUAUGCGAUUUACAGCAGUGAGGCGCUGCUACCGGAGUUUCAAACGUCUGGUUGCGGUGGGCUCCAUAGUUUAACUACCAUCAUCGUCUUGGCUAUUGCAGUUGUGUUGAACAGUUAA
This is a messenger RNA of Physella acuta, 2394 nucleotides long. RefSeq lists its product as uncharacterized. The record is from RefSeq and is a predicted model, not a curated record. Lineage: Eukaryota; Metazoa; Mollusca; Gastropoda; Physidae.